AUGGCGGACGAACGGAACAAAUCUGUAUCUUUUACUUUUGCGAAGAAAAAAACGAAUAAAACACUACAAAACACUGGUAGCAGCGUUUUAGGCACUGAUCAUGGACUUAGAAAUGAAGGAGAAGAGAAAGAUUUUAUUACAUCAGCCGAAGGAAAAGAUUUAAAGAGUGUUAGGCCAAAGGAAGAAGCCAAAGAGCUAGUUAUACCACUGCAGAAGAAGAACCGAUGGAUCCUUCCUACUACAGCCGAUGGAUUGGACAGGCAAGCUGCGGAAGAACUUGUGAAAGAUGCCUUAAAGGACUUAGAAGGUAGAGAUGACCAGGAUGAGGAUCUGUCGAUACCAAUGCUAUUGAGAAACAAGGUACCAGCAGUGGAAGGAUAUGAACAAGAUGAAAAACUGGACAUAGCAAUGAGACCUGAUGAGAGCUCUCAAGAAGACUAUGAAGCAGUUCCUGUGAGUGCAUUUGGUGUAGCUAUGUUACGAGGAAUGGGAUGGAAGAAAGGAGAAUGCAUUGGUGGAACUGUCAAAGGAAUUUGUGAGCCCAUUGAGUAUAUUCCAAGAUCUAAAGGCCUGGGACUAGGAGCAGAGAAAAAGAAUGAGCCAAGCAAAAGGAAAAGAAAACCUGGGGAUGAAGAGAAAAAGAUGACUGGCCCAAUAAAAGAAAAAGAUGGCCGUGUACGUCAUGUCAAAGGUGUUGGUGAGAAAGUUGCUGUAGGAGAAGAACUACAAUACCAACCUGGUACUGGCGCUGUUAUAGAAAAAGGACCUCAUACCGACAUGCACGGAAAAAUUAUAUCUGUAGACGUUGACAACUCAAGAGUGACUGUUAGGCUUCAUCUCAGUGGAGAGAACGUAACGAUCCACCAGUUUCAUGUUCGACUGAUUGAUUCAGAAGAGUACAGAGAACUUUGCAAACCUGUCAAAAGUAAAGAUAAACGCAAAGAAUCAAGAGAUUCGGGACCAAGUAGCAACAAAAGAAAGAAAGACGAUAAACCAGAUCAUUCUAAACGAAAAGACGACAAACACAAGGAUAAAACCCACAAGUCUUCAAGUAGUACAUCUAAUGGCAAUAGCAGUAAAAGACAAGAAGAGAGCUGGUUAUAUCCAGAAAUGAGAGUUAGAAUAAUCAGUAGGGAGUUGAAGAAAGGAAGAUUCUAUAAUAGUAAGGUUCGCAUUGUGGACGUUACUGGUCGAAGUAGUUGCACAUGUGAAACACAAGAUGGCAAGUUACUAGAAGGUGUUCUACAAUCCAUGUUAGAAACUGUCGUCCCCAAGUCUGAAAAUGCAUACGUCAGAAUCGUGAGAGGGUCGAACAAAGGACAGCUGGGAACCAUCCUGCAGCGCGACAGUUCAAAAUGCAAAGCUGUAGUCCAAUUUUUACUGGACAAGAAUGUAGUGACGUUGGAUUACGAUGACAUAAGUGAACACUUGGGCGAUAUCAGAGAAGACUUCUUAUAACGUGCUUGUACAGUUAUAUAUGUACAUAUCCGACUAAUUAGUAUUUUAUAAUUAUUUCAUGAUGUAAUAUAGAGCACCGACAAAUAUAUUAUUAAAAUAUUUGACAUUCA
This is a messenger RNA of Actinia tenebrosa (Australian red waratah sea anemone), 1568 nucleotides long. RefSeq names its product G-patch domain and KOW motifs-containing protein. The record is from RefSeq and is a predicted model, not a curated record. Gene Ontology annotation, biological process: mRNA splicing, via spliceosome. Gene Ontology annotation, molecular function: nucleic acid binding. NCBI's taxonomy places the organism in Eukaryota, Metazoa, Cnidaria, Anthozoa, Actiniaria, Actiniidae. Gene Ontology annotation, cellular component: spliceosomal complex.